This is a messenger RNA of Carassius carassius (crucian carp), 635 nucleotides long. RefSeq names its product TP53-regulated inhibitor of apoptosis 1-like. NCBI's taxonomy places the organism in Eukaryota, Metazoa, Chordata, Actinopteri, Cypriniformes, Cyprinidae. The coding region runs from base 127 to 351 and encodes 74 amino acids. The transcript has 2 exons. The record is from RefSeq and is a predicted model, not a curated record.
CACGCGACAUCACGUGGUAUCGGCAAAGUCAAGCGAGAUCACGGAAUCAACACGGAGCUCCCGUCGCUCGGACGGAACACGACGACAUUAAAGCGCUAACCCGCGGUGAUUGUGGCGGGGGUUAAGAUGAACAGCGUCGGCGAGGGCUGCACGGAGCUCAAGCGCGAGUAUGACCAGUGUUUUAACCGCUGGUUCGCCGAGAAGUUCCUGAAGGGAGACCGGGGCGCGGAUCCGUGCAGCGAGUUAUUCCGCAAAUACCACACGUGUGUUCAGAAAGCCAUCAAGGAGAAGGACAUCCCUGUAGAAGGAGUGGAGUUCAUGGGCCCUAACAGAGAGAAACCUGACAGCUGAUGCCUGCUUGUGUGUUCUAGAUGGACUUGGAUGGAUGUGGUCAUCUUCUGAGACAUGGACUGUAGUACUGGACACUUACUGUUGAGAUGAACACUGGACAUCCAGUGCUCUGACUGUUCAUUCAUCAUUAUUAGAGAAGGAUUGUUUGGCAUGUUUGAGUUUCAUAACAUGCAGGAGAAUGCAUUGUGCAUGUGUGCAUUAAAAAGAGACUGUGUUUGGGUUGCCAGGUGCAGCAGGUUUCUGCAAAAGCUUGUUUCUGACAUCAAAUAAAAAUUAAAAAGGUA